Molecule: messenger RNA, 669 nt
Organism: Camellia sinensis
Lineage: Eukaryota; Viridiplantae; Streptophyta; Magnoliopsida; Ericales; Theaceae
Source: RefSeq, a predicted model, not a curated record
AUGGGAAUAAAAGAAUUUGAAUUUGCAGGCAAGAAACUAGUGAUUCACGAGUUCGACGACGUGUACGACUCAGUCACAGGGCGAGCACUCACCGGGUCAUGGACAUGGGACUCAGCAAUAGUCCUAUCUCAUUGGAUGAUCACUCAGGGUCAACUCGACUUCGACUUCGCCGGAAAAACAGUUCUCGAGCUCGGCGCCGGAACCGGCCUUCCCGGCCUGACGGCGGCGGCGCUGGGAGCGAGCCGAGUCAUUCUCACCGACGUCGAGCCGCUGCUUCCUGUGCUGAGGAAGAACGUGGAAGCUAACGGACUGGGAGACCGAGUCGAGGUGAGUCGACUCGUGUGGGGAUCGGAGGAGGAGUUGGAGGAUGAGGUGGCGGUGGUGGAUCUGGUGGUGAUGUCGGACGUGUUUUUCGAUGCGGAGGAGGCGGUGGCGCUGGGGAGGACGUUGAGGAGGGUUUGUGGGGAGGGGACGAAGGUAUGGGGGGCGAGUGAGGUGAGGCCGUGGAGUGGGGGUUGUGUGAAUGAGUUGGUGAGUCAAGGGUUUGAGGUUGUUGAGUUUCCGAGUCAGUUCAGUGGGAGUUUGGACGAGUUUGCUGUUUUUCAACUCGUUUGUUCGAGAUAUACAACAAGGCCUCCAGAAGAGUGUGAGUCGAGCCAGUCUCAAUAA